GAGCAGUAGUGCAGGAUCUGGUGGGAUAAGUGAUGGUGGUUCUUUGGAGCGAACAGUGACCAACAGAACCAAAAAUGCUGCAGCAGAAGCCAACAAGGAAUCAAGAGUAGAUGCUACACGGAUUGAUGCCAAUGAUAUCAUUAAUAAGCUGUUUGAAGAUACAAACAUUGAAUCACUUAAACCCGACGAUUCUGCAGAAACUUCAGGUCUACAAUUAUAUAUUGGUCGUGAUGGGACGGCAGCUUUGGGUGGAAGAAGUCUCAAUUCAGGAGGAGAGUUCAAACCUGUGGUGUUUGAUAAGAGAUAGCAGCAGCCAUAAUGUGAGGGACAUAAACCUCCACACAUCAGAUUUUGGCAUCAAUUCUGAAACCACAUAAUAAUGUAAAUCAAUAUUGUAACUAGUCUCUGACAAUAAAUUCCAAAAGAUAAAUGUAUGGUCACUUCAUUGAAAUACUAACGUGUGCCAUUAUAAGUGGUUACUGACUUACAGCUGUGGUUUCAGAAUUGGCUCCUUACAAGGCUGCCAGUACCAUAGAAAUGAUUUGUAGCUAGCAUGCUUCCAAACAAAACUGCUGUUAUCAUGUGACUGUAAGACUUGUUUUGGAAAUAAGAUGUAUGAUGUCACUAAGUAACAUAGGUGUGCAUAGAAAAAACAGUUUAUUACAAUGUUUAACUACAGUAAUUUUUAUUAUUUUUUUUCUUUUAUAUAUGUACUACAGUGAAGUAAAAACAUGAUUAUCAGCCCAGUUAUCUUGAAAUGUUAAAGUAAUUAAUUUGAAUUAUAGGUGAUGUUCUUUCAUGAAAUUCUCAGAAUUAUAUCUAAUCAUAACAGUUGUAGGUAAUUUUGAAUGUACUCAGUUGGAUAAUGGAGAGCCAUAUUAUUUCACAAUAUUUUGGUGGAUUAUUUUGGCUUGAAGCUGUGAUAUGUAACUGACUUACAGGUUGGUUGGGUAGAGUGCCCAGGAGCACUGGUUUAAACCAAGUUAAGGCUUUAGGGGAAUAAGAUCAUAAAUUAAGCAUGACUAAGACCAACAAAUACACAUGAAAUAUAAACAUUAGUUUAAUAAAGAGUGUCUUGAAGAGCCAUUUGGAUUUAACAUAAAUCCAAAAUGAGGUAACAUUUUCUUCAUCCUUCAUAACAUAAAAUCUGUAUGAUUUCUCUGCAUUUUAGGUAUCUGUGCCUGUGAAUAUUGUAAACCUUGUUAAAAUCU
This is a messenger RNA of Cherax quadricarinatus, 1211 nucleotides long. Lineage: Eukaryota; Metazoa; Arthropoda; Malacostraca; Decapoda; Parastacidae. The record is from RefSeq and is a predicted model, not a curated record.